Molecule: messenger RNA, 697 nt
Organism: Dioscorea cayenensis subsp. rotundata (Guinea yam)
Lineage: Eukaryota; Viridiplantae; Streptophyta; Magnoliopsida; Dioscoreales; Dioscoreaceae
Product: geranylgeranyl diphosphate reductase, chloroplastic-like
Exons: 1
Coding region: 58-582 (174 amino acids)
Biological process (GO): chlorophyll biosynthetic process
Cellular component (GO): chloroplast thylakoid membrane
Source: RefSeq, a predicted model, not a curated record
GGAUCCAACACCCACGCGAUCGCAUUCCAAGAGCGGAUCCGCCUCCCAGAUGCCCAGAUGCAGCACUACUCCGACCUCGCCGAAAUGUACAUCGGCGAUGACGUCUCCCCAGACUUCUACGCCUGGGUCUUCCCCAAAUGCGAUCACGUAGCAGUCGGCACAGGGACCAUCUCAUCAAAGCACCAAAUCAAGAAAUACCAGACCGGAAUCCGGCGGAGGGCGAAUGAGAAGAUCGGCGAAGGGGAAGUGAUAAAGGUGGAGGCACAUCCAAUCCCAGAGCACCCAAGGGCGAGGAGAGUGGUGGGAAGGGUGGCGCUGGUAGGGGACGCGGCGGGGUACGUGACGAAGUGCUCAGGAGAAGGGAUAUACUUCGCGGCGAAGAGCGGGAGAGUUUGUGGAGAAGCGGUGGUGAAGGCGUCGGAAGGAGGGGAGAGGAUGGUGAAGGAGGAGGAGAUGAAGGAAGGGUAUUUGAGGAAGUGGGAUGAGGAAUUUGGGAUGAUGUUUAGGUUCAUGGGAAUGUUGGAGAGCGUGUUUUAUAAGAGUAAUUGGGGGAGAGAAGCUUUGGUGGAGAUGUGUGGGUGAUGAGUAUGUGCAAAAGAGGACGUUUGAGAGUUAUUUGUAUAAGAGGAUGGAGAUGGGAAAGGUGGAGGAUUUGGUUGGGGAUUUGAGGUUGGGGUUUAGGACUUUGGAGUGUUUG